Heteronotia binoei (common prickly gecko) is the source of this 1197-nucleotide messenger RNA. RefSeq names its product doublecortin domain containing 2C (gene DCDC2C). The transcript has 9 exons. Bases 1 to 1197 code for a protein of 398 amino acids. The record is from RefSeq and is a predicted model, not a curated record. Lineage: Eukaryota; Metazoa; Chordata; Lepidosauria; Squamata; Gekkonidae. Gene Ontology annotation, biological process: intracellular signal transduction. Gene Ontology annotation, cellular component: microtubule; microtubule organizing center.
AUGGUGGCAACCUCACGGUCUCGAGGUGUAUACAGCUUGACAGAUGUGACCCCAGCCCGGACGAUUUGGGUAUACCGUAAUGGUGAUCCCUUCUUUGUGGGGAGGAAGUUCGUGGUCAACCAUCGAUACGUUCCCACCUUUGAAGCCUUUAUGAUCCAACUGAAUGAAGGGGUGCCAACACCUUUUGGGGUGAGGAAAGUGUACACACCCAGAGAUGGGCAUUGCGUUAAUGACCUGACUGAUGUGCACUCAGGAGGCAAAUAUGUGGCUGCUGGAAGGGAAAAGUUUAGGAAACUGAAUUAUUUUGGUAUAGGGGCAAAAAAACCUCGAAGAAAGAAGAAGGAUGAGGUGAUCCGACCAGUAGUCCACAGUAACAUACAAGUACCUUCCAAAUGGCAAUCAGUCUAUAAUAAGCCACACAUUCUUAAUGUUUUCACAAAUGGAGAUACGUUGAUAGCACCUGUAAAAAUUCUUAUACCCAGGUUUACUCUGACGAAGUGGGAUCGUGUCCUUGCUGUGAUAAAUGAAAAAGUACUGCUUCGCUCUGGAGGUAUUCAUAGGCUGUACACUUUACAUGGCCAACUUGUACAUGGACCAGAGGAGUUAGAAGAUAAUCAGUUUUAUGUGGCAUGUAGUAAAGAGAAAUUUCAGUCUUUGCCCUACUGGCAGCAUCCUAAAGUUCCAGAGAAUAUUCGGCGAAUUUCUAGCAGAAUUCUUGACAGCAGAUCUGCUUCAGUUAGCUGUGUAUCUGACACAGAGGUCACUUUCAGAUACAUAACAAAAUCUGAGUGGAAUUUUGAUGGCUGGACUCCAGAAUCUCCAAAGUCCCCCAAAAGAAAAAAGAAAUCAGAUUUUCCUCAAAUCACAAAAGGCUCAGAAGACCGGCAGAAUCAGGUGGACCAAAAACGACAGUUUCAGGAAUUGGGCAACCACAUCAGCCAUUCAAAGGCCUCUACCCACCUCCUUCCUGCUCAGGUAUCCAGCUCCUUAUUGGCAUCAUUCUUGGGGGGUGGUAGUGCUUGGACUGGAGUGGAAGAAGCUGGCAAGAUCCUCAUUGGCCCUGAGUGGCUGGAGGCAUGCUUAAGUGGAUAUAGCAACCUGGAUUCAGAGCCCAGAGGGCUUGAUCUGAGCAUGUCUAGUGGAACAAAUCUCAGAAUGCUAAACAGGAUUAGACCAGGAUUUUGGGCAGUCAGUUAA